Chondrus crispus (carragheen) is the source of this 207-nucleotide messenger RNA. RefSeq lists its product as hypothetical. NCBI's taxonomy places the organism in Eukaryota, Rhodophyta, Florideophyceae, Gigartinales, Gigartinaceae. The record is from RefSeq and is a predicted model, not a curated record. Bases 1 to 207 code for a protein of 68 amino acids. The transcript has a single exon.
AUGAAGGCACAAACAACUAUUUUUGAUCACCAAGCCAUCUCACUUCGAUUCGUGAGCGGAACAUAUGCGUGUGGAUCUAUCAGACUUUACUCACGAGCGCAAUACAAAGUUUCGGCAAUAUGGCGUCCGCCCGUAACGCGACUUGGUCGAAAAGAGAAUCCUGUUCACAGACAGGUGGAGUCGCCCACACGGUUCAUCAUUUACUAA